CGCCAUGGCGUCUGGGCGCGAGCGCGCAUGCGCGUACAUUUUCCCGCCAUACGCCGCCGAGCGUCCGCGUCCACAAACAAAACCUUUAUUUUUUUAAUUUAAAAAUGUAAGAUGUUAUUGUUUUAAUUUAUUUUUGUGUUUUUGAAGUGCUGUGUCGUGAUGUAGCCAUGUUGUUGGGAGUUCUGCUGCUGCUGAGCGAGUGCACCGCACUGGCUUUUAAUACCAGCUAUGUUAGCCCUCGGGAUAUGUGGUCACUGCGCUACCCGCCGCGGAAGUCCCACGUGCGGCGCCAGCGCACGAUCCCGGCCAGCACUCCGUUCUUCUGCCAAGACUCCCUGGCUUUUGGCAAGAGCAGGCAGCCUCCGACGUCGGUGCACCGGCUCCGGCCCGGCGACAUCGAUGUGGUGGCUGCUUUAGGAGACUCGCUGGUGGCCGGGAGCGGUGCCUUGGAGGAGUUUGCCCUGGGAGCUUUUGUAGAGUACAGGGGAGUUUCAUGGUGUGCAGGAGGCGAAGGCACCUGGCGCGAGUACCUCACUGUACCGAACAUCCUCAAAGUGUACAACCCGGGGCUCCGCGGCUACUCGACCGGCACGGGCGAGUGGCUCGAACGUAACGCUCGCAUGAACGUCGCCUUCCCCGUGGCGUCGGACCAGGACGCGCUCAAACAAGCCAAGAUCCUGGUGGCUCGCAUGUUCGCAGCCCCCGACAUCGACGUCGCUCAACACUGGAAACUAGUCACCAUUUUUCUGGGCGCCAACGACCUCUGUUCCGCCUCCUGUUUGUCACCCAUAGAGUGGUCACCGCUGGCACAUGCCAAGAAGUUGGCACGAGCAUUGGACUACUUGCACGCCAAUCUGCCGAGAACUAUAGUCAAUUUAGUACCUGUAUUAGACGUAUCCGUGUCCGUGCGCGUGCGCCGGCCCGCCAUGUGCAGACUGAUGCACCCGCUGUUCUGCACGUGCUUCCACCGCGGCGGCGGCGAGCUGCGCGCGCUGGUCGCCAUGACCAGGCUGUACCAGAGGGCGGAGACCAUGCUGGUGGAGAGCGGCCGUUACGACACCCGCCCCGACUUCACAGUGGUCAUCCAACCCUUCAUGCGUCUGUUCAACGCGCCCUGGCCGCCCUCCGCUAACCUGCCACUGGUCAUCCACCAGUCCUACAUCACACACGACUGCUUCCACUUCUCGCAGAAAGGACACGCUCUAGCGGCUAACCUCCUAUGGAACAACCUGCUAGAACCAGUAGGCAACAAGACCGACGACGCUGAACCUGUCUUACUCCGCUCAUUCCGUUGUCCCACGAGAGAAGCUCCCUUCAUCUUCACACACAACAACUCUAGGACGUACCUCGAAACUGGACGCCAAGAGGGAUACGAUGAGUUAUGACAAAGGCGCGAAGAUUUUAACACGAAAGGACUCUAUAAAUAAAUAAAUAAAUAUUAUAGGACUUUCUUACACAAAUUGACUAAGCCCCACAGUAAGCUCAAGAAGGCUUGUGUUGAGGGUACUCAGACAA
Cydia amplana is the source of this 1515-nucleotide messenger RNA. Its product is annotated as phospholipase B1, membrane-associated-like. Gene Ontology annotation, biological process: phospholipid metabolic process. The transcript is spliced from 8 exons. Lineage: Eukaryota; Metazoa; Arthropoda; Insecta; Lepidoptera; Tortricidae. Gene Ontology annotation, molecular function: glycerophospholipase activity. The coding region runs from base 168 to 1385 and encodes 405 amino acids. The record is from RefSeq and is a predicted model, not a curated record.